Lolium perenne is the source of this 1924-nucleotide messenger RNA. The record is from RefSeq and is a predicted model, not a curated record. NCBI's taxonomy places the organism in Eukaryota, Viridiplantae, Streptophyta, Magnoliopsida, Poales, Poaceae.
CUUCGAGGUGGUCACGGGGGGCGGCGUCGCGGGGGUCUUUGAGGGGGCGUCCCGGAUCUUCUUCGCCGGCUGUCGAUCACGCUUCGAGGGUGAUUGAAACAUGCCGCCAAGAAAAAGAAAGGGAGGUUUCAAAAAGAAGAUCAAGGCCGUGGCUGAGCUUGUGGGACUUUCGAGUGGUUCGUCAUCGCAGACACGUCCUCCUAGCGCUCCUCCUAGCGCUCCUCCUAGCCCUCCACCACGGAGGAAGAAUGCCCAGCCACGGCGACUUCGUACCCCUUCUCCUAGUCCUCCCCCAGCCGAGGAUGAUGACGAGGAGCAGUGGGGUGGGGAGGACGAGGAGGACGGUGAGGAGCACGGUGGGCAGGACGAGGAGGCCGGUGGGGAGGACGGUGGGGAGGACGGUGGGGAGGACGGUGGGGAGGACGGUGGGGAGGACGGUGGGGAGGACGGUGGGGAGGACGGUGGGGAGGACCUCGAGGAGGAUGAGGGGCUGGGGGGUAUGCCGCAGGAGCUAGACCCGACCCUAGUUUGGUCUCCGCCGGUGGAGGAGGUGUACGUUGCAGCCGAGGAGAGGCUGGAACCACGGGACAAGAAGCCGUAUAGGCGCGGGAUUACGAAACUCCCCAAGCUAAAAACUUGGGCCUUCCGCGAUGUUGUUCUCGUGCCCGCUGGAAAGAGCAUGUUCAAGUAUGGCGACCCGAGGAGGAAGCCGACACGUGAGUACCCGAACAUCCUUGGAGGCAUAAUUAGGAAGCAUUUCCCUGGGAUUGUCAAUCUCCCUACUGGUGGCCGCGACGUGGCUUGGACUUGGAAGCACUACAGCUACGCGGAAGAUCCUAGCGGCAAGUACGGAAACAUGCAAGAGCGGGUUGUCCGCCACUUCUGGAAAUACUUCAAGAGGGCUGAGGGCAAGGAAAUUGCGUGCGACGUUAUCUUACACGAGUUGUGCAGGGUGAGGGUGACUGGCAUGCACUACGAGGCACGUGUCCAGUGCGUCCGCGACUGGCACGCCGAGCGCAAAGUUUGGAUGAGUAAGGCUGAUUGUCGGGAUACGCUCAUGGCACCAUGGCAGUACCUGCAGGUAUUAGCAUCGAUGUGUUAUUUAUUUCCGCAUUUUCAUCACCCUCCUCGAUACGUCGGGGAAGACAGGGCGUGCUUUCUUGCGAUGGUCAUAUGGUGGACAUCCCGCGAGUACGCCCGGAAGCACGAGGAGGGCAAGCGAAGCGUUCGAGAGAUGGGAGGUGGAUCACAUGUCCCGGGCAGCAAGAACUUGGCCCUUACCUUGCAGGAUGAGGAAGUGAAGACAGGCGUGGCACCAAACUUGUUUGGCUUUUUCCAAAAGUCGAAGACCAGGAAGGAGCCGCAUCCUGAAACGGGGUCCUUGUGGGUCAACGACCUAGCGGAGGGCCAGUGUGGCGCGUACCGCUCGAAGUUCAAGGACAAGCACGGCGAAGACGCCGACCCAACCACCGAAGAGUUUGACGUUGAGGUUGCGGUGCUUGCGGGACAAGGCAAGAAGGGUGGCCGCCUAUGGAUUGCUGACGGGUUAGUCGACCCAAGUACCAUUCCAUCUCUACGCCAGAUCCGUCGUGGGCGUACGAUCGAGCAGCCUCGGGUAGAGACCCGCCCACGGGCUUCGGACCUAGCUAUCGAGAAGUUACGGGCGGAGAUGGAAGAAAGGGAACGGAGGCACCAAGAGGAGCAGAUGCAGAUGCAGCAGCAGCUUAGGGAGAACAUGCGGAUGCAGCGACGAGAUAUCCCCGCGCCUGAUCCGGCUGUGAUGGCGCUCCUCCAGCAAGCGCCAAGUCAGAGCCCGCUGACACCUGGCUUGACCGUCAACAAUACGGGCAUCAUCCGGAGCCUGCAGCAGUUUCUAGGUGAGUUCUCCUACACUUCUAAUUCUUCCAUACCAUGUCACUUGUGA